AUGAAGUUCCUCACAUCCCUUCUUCUGCUGGCUACCUCUGCCAUCGCAGCUCCUAUCACUACUACUGCGAAGGAGUCGAAGCACUUCCACCUCAAGACCAGCGGCGCCACCAAUGAAAACCACAACAACCUAUAUGUCUACGCCUACCACACGGGCGCAGGUCUCAACGACGCCGUGCUCUCCAAGGAUGCCAGCAUGGCCAGUCCAGUCUAUCUGAACGGGACGAACGCAGUCGUGGAUUUGAAGAGCGAAUUGUCUUGGGGACUGAUCGCCACCGGCAACACCAACUACGCCUCUUGGUUGCCUAUGGUUAUCAAUGCCGGCAGCGGCGGCAGCGAAGGAUACUCCAUCAAGGGCGACAACUUCCAAUGGUCGGAACAGAGCGGCUUCGGUGGUUGGCUCGUCUGUGAUUGGUACCACAAUGCGCCCCAGCUAUUCUACUUGAACCGCUACUACACCGCCACCAUCCCCUCCAGCUGCUCCAAGGUUCAGGUGAAGGCCGAAUACGUCUAG
Molecule: messenger RNA, 513 nt
Organism: Penicillium mononematosum
Lineage: Eukaryota; Fungi; Ascomycota; Eurotiomycetes; Eurotiales; Aspergillaceae
Exons: 3
Coding region: 1-513 (170 amino acids)
Source: RefSeq, a predicted model, not a curated record